CUAAGUCGGUAUCGGUAUGAACGCUGUACAUUAUUGUAUUAAUAUUACAUUGUUAUCGGUGUGAAUGAGUCGUCACUGAAAAGCGAUAAAAUUAAUCUAAAGAUUCGUUACACAUGCAUGUUCGUGAAUUGUCGAUUAGUGUCUCACUGUCAUCCGUGUACAAACAAUCGCAAUGUAAUUGUAUCAAACACUCAGACAGACAACAGACGUAAUUUACACAACAUGGCAUUUGAUUAAACCUCGGAGUUGCUCUUAAUAGUCAGUGUCGGAAAGAAGUAGACUACGACUUAUAAUUUCAUAUGCUGAACUAAGUAUCAUUUACGGUCAUUCGGCAAGUAGGCGCGGUGCGGAUCACACGUGUCAGACCUUGUAGAGUUUUCGAUUGUCUGAGACGGGAAAGUGAGUGUGUGUGUUGCGGUGGUGUGCGGAUGCGUUUGCGGUAGCGUUUUUGUGCGUUAUGGAGAGUGCGGUGCAUGCGGCAGUGCCGCUACGGGUUGGGAAGAAGAUGAGGAAGAGGCGGGAGUUGGAUGCGCUGGUUGGAGGCGGAGGCUCGCGCGGCGGCCGGCUUCUGUCUGCGUCCAGUGACGAGGGGGAACCCUGGGGCCGCCGCACCUCGCGCCGCCGUCGGUCCAGACCCUUUGUCAGGCUGGCCGCAGCCUUAGCCUUCUGCGUGUGCGUGGUCUCUGCUGCAACCGUCCUCUGGCUGUUCGUAGAUGUUAGGAGACAGAUUGCUUCUUUGCGCAUUGAAAUGGACAGAGUAUCAAGAAGCAGCAACAGUGUAGACGACGCGUUACAAGUAUGCCACACGACUGCAAAGGAAUUACGAGCGAAUGCCAGUGCACUAAGUGCGAAAUUCGCAGCACUGGACCAGGAACACAAAGAACUGACGCAGAGGGUAGCUCAGGCGGCGCAGGAGCUCGCUGCUGUGUCAGAACAGCUGUCAGCAGCACCCAAGUUAGCUGACACGCCGAGAAGACUGGCAGAACUACAGAGAACAGUCGCGACAUUUGGUUCACAGAUCAACGGUUUUGACAGUACAAUAAGUUCGACCCACAAACAAGCUUUAGCAGCAGUAACAGGGGUAGAAGAAGUAAGAAAUCUUCUUCACCAACUAGAUGCGAAGGCGAAUGAGACUAUAGCCAACGUCACAGCGAACACGAAGCGUGACGAAGAGAUCCGAACGGACCUCGGGAACCUUAACAGUACCCUCACAAGCAAAGUUGAAGCCUUGCAGACUAGGAUACAGGAAAUAACUAAGCCUGUAAGCACAGCGGCGCCGACGGUGGCGACGGCCGCGACGGCAGCGAGCGCGGUGCCGCCCUCUAACUCUACCACUACCACCACAACGACACUACCGCCUGGGAAACCGUCAGUGCUACAAUGAGGAUUACUGAAAUCCUUCGUUCCUCCCAACUCGUGAACCGAUGUCGGAUGACGAGAGAAACGCUCAGUCUUGAUCUCAAUACGUCCACACGACAUAUACACGUAGACGUUACCGAGACGCGGAACGGAUACCCUCCAAAAUAUUUGUAAGAUUGAUAGAAUUGUCGCAGUUGACGACAGACAUUCGAACAGGACGGACGUGAUUUUGACUCAGCCAUACAUUUCAGUCAGUAUUUUAAUAUUUUCCCUUCGACUGUACAUACGUUUUUCAUUAAAGAUAUAUUUUUUAUUAUUAAUAUAAUACUAUUUAGUGUUUGUACUUAUAUUUAUGUGUUUAUUUGACUUUGUAUUAAUAUGGAGUUAGUGUUAUGUUGAUGGUGACCUGUUUGUUUUAUUUGUGAACGUCUUGUGUCUUGUAUGUCAACGAAGUGAGGUGAGGUGCACCAAUGCAAUAUCGUCGAGUGAGAAUUGAGUACGAUUUAAUGUAAAUAUUUAAUUGUAAUUAGUUUAAUGAGCGUAGUGAACACACGCGGCACUGUGUGUUAUGUUGUACGAGUGUGUGUUUUAUUACUGUAAUAAAUUAUUGUUAAUAGAUCAGUUAUUAUUAUA
Molecule: messenger RNA, 1992 nt
Organism: Spodoptera litura
Lineage: Eukaryota; Metazoa; Arthropoda; Insecta; Lepidoptera; Noctuidae
Source: RefSeq, a predicted model, not a curated record